AUGGACCCGGUUACUGGACUUCCUCGCCGUUCAACUAUUUCCGGAAGCGACGCGCAACGUGAGGGUUUAGCUACUGAGACGCAGGAUUGGACCUUGGUAAAAGCUUGCGAUCUCAUAGAACAAAAUGUUAUUGUCAUCGAUGGCGAUACACCCAUAGAGGAAGCUUGUGAUAUUCUCAUACAAAAGGGUAUAUCAUCUGCGCCAGUCUAUGAUUCAGCAACCAAAACCUACGUGGGAAUGUUCGAUUGGGCAGACGUUAUGUCUUACUUAUUGAUCGUUCUUAGAAAGAAGAACAUAUUAGAGCAACAACAGAAGAGCGAUGAUGAAUUAACAUCAGAAUUCCGAGAUUUAUUAAAAUUGGCUACGGAAUGUCAACCUGUCCCUGUCAAAUUAGCCUCAGAUCUAUCCAAUAAAAAUCCUUUCCAAAGCAUACUUCCAGAAACACCGCUAUUAAAAGUUGUCGAAUUAUUUGGAAGCGGAACCCAUAGAGCAAAUGUAGCCGUCGUUAUUGAUGCGGAUGGUAAAAUGAAAGGGAUACUGACCCAGUCCAGAGUGGUCACAUUUUUAUAUCAAAAUGUGACUAAAUUUCCUCCGAUCGAGCAACUUUUUCCUAAAAGCAUUCAUGAUCUAGACAUAGGUAAAAUUUUCGUGAUCUCUGCUCAAGCCGAUUCUUUUGUCAUUGACGCGUUGACAAUGAUGAACGAAAAUAAAAUAAGUUCAAUUGCAAUUGUCGAUGACGAAGGAAGGUUACUUGGAAAUAUUAGCAUGACAGAUGUUAAAUAUAUUUUACGAAAUUAUAAUCAUUCUUUGAUGUGGAGGACUUGUCAGCAAUUUGUUAGCCAUGUGAGAAGCAGACAAGGAUUAGAAGAUGGACAGGAUAGAUAUCCCGUGUUUGAUGUUCGUUUAACUUCGACAUUAGGAUAUACUAUCGCUAAAUUGAUUGCAACGAAAUCACACCGUGUCUGGGUUGUAGAUGAACGAACACAUGCCAUUGGGGUUGUAAGCUUGACCGAUAUUCUUGCUGGUGCAAAUCCAACACCAAAAAGGCCUGGUAGCGCUUUACUUGUCUCUACAACUUAA
Messenger RNA from Acaulospora morrowiae, 1080 nucleotides. The record is from the annotation of a GenBank genome assembly. NCBI's taxonomy places the organism in Eukaryota, Fungi, Glomeromycota, Glomeromycetes, Diversisporales, Acaulosporaceae.